Molecule: messenger RNA, 5994 nt
Organism: Zymoseptoria tritici IPO323
Lineage: Eukaryota; Fungi; Ascomycota; Dothideomycetes; Mycosphaerellales; Mycosphaerellaceae
Exons: 1
Coding region: 1-5994 (1997 amino acids)
Biological process (GO): telomere maintenance; protein phosphorylation; DNA damage checkpoint signaling
Cellular component (GO): nucleus
Molecular function (GO): protein serine/threonine kinase activity; protein binding
Source: RefSeq, a predicted model, not a curated record
AUGCCAUUGGUCGCCCACUCCGUUUAUGCGACUCUUUCGGAAGAGGACAAAUGUGCUGCGUGGAAAUGUUUGCACGAGCUGGCGGAACACGAUCUAGCCACUGCCACAGCUACCGUCACGCGCUUGAUUGCGGUGCCGGAGUUGCAGAACAGCAAGCGGCCUCGCAUCUUGUCAAUGUUGGCGGUGCGUGCUUGCGUGCAGAGAAAUGAUACGCAGGAGCUCACAGCAUUGGCAACGUCUGAGUUCGGUAAGCAUUGCCUGGCGUCAUUGCACAGCUCCAUACGUGAACUGCGCAUGGCUGCAGCGGAGUCAUUGCCUGCUUUUCUGCGACACGAUCUGCCAGAGGAGAUCCGGAUGUCCAAUCGACAAGUGGCUCUGGAGUACCUCCGCACACUCUCCGACCGGGACAUUGCUAGCGAGCAGGAAACUCUGAUCGCUGCCUGGGGUCAAGUCGCAGUCUCAUGCGGCGAUCGAGAGUUGAAUCUCGUGUUGCUUCGUUUGGUCGAGUACCUAGGACAUCCUAAUCCUUUGGUCUUGGGAUACGCGUUCUCCGAAAUCGAUGCGAUAGCCCACGCCAAAAGCAAGACAGUCUUGGAUCUCUUUCAACCAUUCUGGCGCUCCAUUGCUGUUUCAGUCGUUCAGGAUCUCGUGGCAAAGCCACAGAAGGCACAGCAGUUGUGCGAGCUCCUCAACAUGGAUGUCAGUGCAUUUCUGUUGCUAACACAACGAGAGACGCUGCCAUCCCUGGUGCUGACCAAGAAGAAAGACAUCAUCCAGCGAAUCGCGAAUGCCCGAGCAAACGGCAGCACCAUUCGAGACGUAUGCGUGCAGCCUCGGACCAAUCUUGCGUCGAUCAUUACUCUGCUGCUCGUGCAAGCACCUGUUACAGAUGCAGAGGAAGUCGCUUUCUCCUGCCUGGUGGAAGUUGAUCCCGCGUUCAAUAACACCGACAUGAAUGGUCUGGUCAAGCUCGACUCUGUGCUGGUUGCCUGCGAAAUGCUGAAGCACUGCGGAGAGGAGGCUGAGAAUCGCAAGUCUCGAGCAUACGCAGCUUUUCAAACUGUCGCCAACAUCAAUGAACGCACACCGGGGCAGCGGAAAAUGAACUCGAAACGUGCGCUUGCAUCGUUCCUCGAACGCCACAUUCUCGGCAUCUUGACACACUUUUCGAUGAUACUCGAAGGUGGCAUAGGAGCGGAGCCUACGUCCGAGAAGACAAGAUGCCUCAAAGCAAUGAUUGAGAUGUUUGAACUCACCAAGGGCCAUCUGUCUGUUGCUCUCCCACAAAUUCGGGCUUGUCUAACUUCAGCGCUCGAGAUGCCAGAGACCUGCGAGGUUGCAUUCAGCGCCUGGCUUGCGCUGGUCCCAGUCCUUGAAGCAGAAGACCUUGUCAACAUCGUUGAUGAGACAUUUGUGAUCAUUGUUCGACAUUGGGCAGCAGUCUCGCCUGAACUGCAACACAAGACAUACGACAUGAUUGCGAAUCUGAUCAAGAAACACAAUCGACUGCUUCACGAGAACAUACUGACCCUGCCAUCUCUCGGUGGAAUCACACUUCUUGGAAAGUUUGCUGCCGAGUUCGAAAGAUUGAAAGGCCAAGAAAGUGUGUCGAGCCAGUUUCGUGCAUUCGCCAGGAGACUUCGCGUCGACGGCGAUACCCUCGUUGUUCAAGCAUUGACCGAGCUCGUUAUUUUCCUGGAAGCGCAGCAGGGCUUUGUGUAUGACACAGCUGCCAGCGGGAACCCAUCUCCGGUACUAUCCGAGCUACUGAGCGCAUUGCUUGAUGUCACCGUCAAGUACUCCAACACCGAUGCGAAAGCAGCUGAACUUUGCGGGAAAGCUCUGGGCAUCAUCGGCUGUCUAGACCCCAACCAAGUGGAAGCCAAACGAAACAAGAGACAGCUCCUGGUUCUUUCCAAUUUCAGCAGGCCCGACGAAGUCUUUGACUGGAUCAUGUUUCUUUUCGAGCAUAUCUUGGUCAAGUCCUUCAAAUCAGUCACCAAUACUCGUCAGCAAGGAUUUCUCGCAUUCGUCAUACAGGAACUGCUUUCGUUUUGCGAUCUGGAGGGUGCGUCCAUGCUGCGACCACGUGGCUCUCAGGCUCCGGAUUCCCUAAAGCGAUGGAACGAGUUGCCGGAGCAUAUUCGUGCCACGCUCACACCACUCCUCAGCUCGCGAUAUGUAAUGACGAGCAACAGCGUCGGCGCUCCCAAUCGAGCGUAUCCCAGCUUCUCUGUCGAGGCCAGUCACACCCAAUGGUUGCGCAUGAUCACGCAUGACCUGUUGUUCAAGGCGAAAGGCGACACUCCGAAGGUCCUGUUUCCCCUGCUUGCACGUACGAUUCGAGGACAUGACAUCGCAAUUGCACGAUUCAUCUUCCCGUAUGCCGUGCUCAACGUCGUCGUUGGCGGCACAGUGCCAGAAGUGAAGGGCCUCACGGAUGAGUUCUUGACCAUUCUACAGACCUCGCCCCAUGGUGCAGCGCAGCAAGAGACGGUUCGCUCAUGCAGCGAGAACGUCUUUGCCGUUCUGGAUUACAUGUCGACUUGGCUGACAGAAAAGAGGAAAGACCUCUCGGAGACUCGAGCAGCAGCAUACAAGACCGGCGUGUCUCCCAACGACUUCGACGAAGCUGAGAGCAUGGGUCAAAUUGACACUGUUGAGGCCUUUCUCGCUUCCAUUCCUGCAAAGGUCAUAGCGCAGCAAGCUGUUGAAUGUCGCUCGUACUCGCGAGCACUGUUCCAUUGGGAGCAACACAUUCGUGCCAAGCGGUCACUGAUUCCAGGUCCUCGUCUCUCAGAGGAGGGCACAGACUUGUAUUCCAAGCUUCAAGACAUCUACUCUCAAAUCGAUGAGCCAGAUGGGCUUGAAGGCAUCGCAGCUCAUCUCACCAUUGUUUCGGACGAGCAGCAAGCGAUCAAUCAUGCCAAAGCUGGGCGAUGGACCGCUGCUCAGGCGUGGUAUGAGCUACAAUUGACGGAAAGUCCGGGCGACACGUACUUACAGCACGAUGUGCUCAAUUGUCUGCGAGAGACCGGGCAGUAUGCGCCCCUACUAAGAUACGCCAAUGGAUUUCUGGACGCCGCUCAGGACGAACCACCAGAUGAAGCAACGUCGCAAAUUUCUAUACUUCCCCUCGCCGCAGAGGCAAGCUGGAUGACAGACAACCUGACAGGACUUGAGAGCCGUCUGAAGCUGUUCCAACCGGACCCUACCCACGACUUCAAUGUUGGCAUUGCGAGAAUCCUGCUCUACGCCGAGAAAGGCUCCGAGGAGCACUUCGUCAAGGAACUCACGUCACUGAGAAAAGCUGUCACGGACGGGCUGUCGAUGGCCGGCACCGACUCCCUCCAGGCGUGUCACGACGAGAUCAUGAAGCUGCACGUUUUGCACGAAUUGGAAGUCUUGAUGCGAGUGGACCAGGAGCAAGUCAGCCAGCUCCUCAACAUUCUGGAUAAACGUCUCGCUGUCAUCGGCUCAUACAUCCAAGACAAGCAGUAUGUGCUUGGCAUUCGCCGUGCAACUAUUCGAGUGCGCGCCGAUAAUCCCUUCACCAUGCCGCAGUAUGGAAGUCUGUGGCUGACCACUGCGAGGCUCGCACGACAGACGAAGAACACCAGCAGUGCUUACAACGCGGUACUGAAAGCGCUUGAGUGUGGUGAGCAAGGAUCGAAGCUUGAAGAGGCUCGACUUCUCUGGCAUGAAGGCCACCAGCGCCAGGCCAUUCAGGCAUUGGACGCAGCGAUAAUAUCUGGAGUAUUUGAGUCUGGCGAUGAGGACAUCGGCUCACUCCCGGUGACCGAUCCUACCGCAGGUCAGAAACAGAACAUGCUUGCAGGCAAGGCUUCUCUACUUUUGGCAAAAUGGCUGGACGCGUCUGGGCAAAGCCAAACCAAGGAUAUGACCGAUCGAUACCGGACCGCUGCUCAGCGCUAUCAGCGUUGGGAGAAGGGCCAUUACUAUCUUGGUAAGCAUUACAGCAAGCUGCUGGACGCGCAGAAGGCAUUGCCGAAGGAGAAGCGAUCACAAGCCUUCCUGACUGGCGAGAUGACCAAGCUGGUGAUUGACAAUUCGCUUCGAUCCAUUCCUUUCGGGAACAAGUAUUGGCACGAGACUAUUCCCAGAAUCCUUACUCUCUGGCUCGAACUGGGACAAGACUCCGUGAAGAAGGACCCCAGAGAAGACCAGGCAAUUUUCGAGAGACGAUCCAAAGCUUUGGCGAUGUGCAAUAAGCAGUUGCAGAAGUACUUUGAACGAGUUCCGCCCUACGUGUUCUACCACGCUCUACCGCAGCUCAUCUCAAGAAUCACACAUCCUCACCCAGAGGUCUGGAAGCAGCUGCGCAAUAUCCUGGCUCGUAUUGCCGCGGCUCACCCCAGUCAGGCUUUAUGGAGUAUGCUGCCUGUUGUCAAAGCGACUGACAAAAUGAGAGUGGAGCGAGGAACUGAGGUCCUCAACAUACUGAGAGACCCCAAGAGCAAGUUGAAGUCCGAUACCACCGGCAUCGAUUUGAGGACGAUGAUCCAGCAGGGUCAGCGACUGACAGAUGGGCUGUUACUGGCUGCCGAGCAUCCUAUCGAGGGCAGGUCUUCGCAUGUGAGCUUGACCAAGGAUCUCAAAUUCAAUAUGAAACUGGCUCCCAGCAAUCUCGUUGUACCGGUCGAAGCGACACUGAUGGCGUCUGCGCCGGCGACAGCAACUUCCGAGACCAUUCGUCGUCACAAAGCAUUCACUUCGGACAAGGUCACGAUUCAGUCAUUUACGGAUGAUGUGCUCGUGCUGCAGUCUUUGCAGCGUCCCAAGAAAAUCAACAUGCGAGGUUCGGACGGCAAGCUGUAUGGUAUUCUGUGCAAGCCAAAGGACGAUCUUCGCAAGGACCAACGUCUGAUGGAGUUCAACGGCAUCAUCAACCGAGCUCUCAAGCGCAACACCGAGAGUGCCAAACGUCGCUUAUACAUCAAAACAUACGCCGUCACUCCGUUGAGCGAAGAGUCUGGAACUCUCGAAUGGGUGGAGGGUAUCAAGCCUAUGCGCGACAUCCUGCUCAACAUCUACUCUCGCAAAGGCAUCCGGCCAAACUACACCGAUAUCAAAAAGACUCUCGACGACGCUUCUUCCGCCCCCGAAAACGCCGAUCUCUUCCGCACCAAAGUCCUCUCCCUCUUUCCUGCCUCCCUCCACGAAUGGUUCACCGAAACCUAUCCCGAGCCGGAAAUCUGGUUCAACGCCCGCCUUCGCUACGCCCGCACCGCCGCCGUCAUGUCCAUGGUCGGUCACGUCCUCGGCUUGGGUGACCGCCACGGCGAGAACAUCCUCCUCGAAGAAGGCACUGGCGGCGUCUUCCACGUCGACUUCAACUGCCUCUUCGACAAAGGCCUCACCUUUGAGAAACCGGAAAUGGUCCCUUUCCGCCUCACCCACAACAUGGUCGACGCCAUGGGCCCGUACGGCUACGAGGGACCAUUCCGCAAGUCGAGCGAACUCACUUUGGGUUUGCUAAGACAGGAGAAAGACACGCUGAUGACGGUGCUGGAAACGUUCUUGUACGAUCCCACGACGGACUUUGUCAAUACGAAGAAGAAGCGGUCGACUACCCCUGGCGUGCCGGAGACGCCGACGGAGAUUCUGGAGAGUGUUGCGACGAAGUUGAAGGGAUUGUUGAGAGGGGAGACGGUGCCGUUGAGUGUGGAGGGUUAUGUGGAUGCUUUGGUGCAGGAGGCUACGAGUGAUUUCAGGUUGGCGAGUAUGUAUAUUGGUGAGUAUUGCCUUGGGGAGAGGUGGUUUAUGAUGAGAGCGGUGUUUGCUGACAUGAAUUGCAGGCUGGUGCUCGUUUUUGUGAUAGAUGAUGAUCGAUGGUUUUGUCGGAGGAGUAUGUAUGCCAUUGUGAGGAAUGCGAGGGCCGUGGAUGCGGUAGCGUUGUCGUAUGCCGCGCCCCGGUUCAUCUUGGGAGAUGUGGAGAGAAGUGGAGGAAGACUUAUUAUGCAUGUAUCAUGA